CCUAUCAGUGACAUCACCAUGUGGACUGACUCAACAACUGUGCUAAACUGGAUUCAGUCUGAUUCAUGUCGCUAUAAGGUGUUCGUGGGCACACGCAUCUCUGAAAUCCAGACUCUCACAGAAGUCACCAACUGGAGGUAUGUCAACACAGCUGAUAACCCAGCAGACGAUCUGACCAGAGGCAAAUCACUGCUUGAGCUCAGCCGCCCACAUCGCUGGAAUCAAGGGCCGCAAUUUCUUCAUUCCCAUCCAAGUUCCUGGCCAUCUUUACCCGUCCUAGAGCCCCACAGCAAGGAUAAAGAAUUGAAGAAAGCUGUCUUUUGUGGCAAUACCACAGUUACAAGUCCUCAGCUGCCCGACAUCAGUCAGUUCAAGACUUGGACUGACCUCAUAAACACCACUCACCAGUUCCUUCAUGGGGCGGCUUGUGGUCCAGAAAAGUGUAAUGGGACUGCUGCAGAUGCCUUGGACACCGAACUCUAUUUACUGAAACGAGCACAAGAAGAGAGUUUCCCAGAUGAACUAUCUGCUCUGCCCACCAAAGGAUCAGUAUCCCCUCAAAGUCGAUUAGCUGCUCUUGCUCCAGAGUGGGACAAAGCUCUUGGUCUCAUACGGGUCGGAGGAAGACUUCGGAGGGCAGAAGACUUAGAUCCAGACACUAUCCAUCCUAUAGUGCUGGAUUCUAAGCACCAUAUCACACAGCUGCUUAUUCAGAAAUAUGAUGAUGAAUUGCACCAUCCUGGGCCAGAACGAGUUUUUGGUGAAAUUAGGCGCAGAUACUGGGUCUUAAGAGGCAGAGAGGCAGUUAAACGUCACCAGCAUAAUUGCCCCGAGUGUAGAAGGUGGCGAGCUACUCCUGUGAUACCCAAGAUGGCAGAUUUACCAUCCGCCAGGCUCCGUCUGUACAAGCCACCCUUUUGGUCCACUGGAGUGGACUGUUUUGGCCCGUACAGUGCCAAGAUUGGACGGCGAUUAGAGAAACGCUGGGGAGUCAUAUUCAAGUGUAUGACUACAAGUUGUGUACACCUGGAUCUAUUGGAGAGCAUAGAUACAGAUGCUUUUCUGAUGGCACUGCGGAGAUUUGUAGCCAGACGGGGUAAGCCUUUUGAGAUUCUGUCUGACAGGGGCACAAAUUUCAGAGGUGGAGCAGCGGAACUUCAAGAUGCCUUUGCUUCACUGGAAGAUUCUCUCCGUCAGCAUCUUGCAGACCAACAGAUUGCCUUCAGAUUUAACCCUCCAAAUGCACCACACUUCGGUGGUACGUGGGAACGAGAGAUCAAAUCUGUUAAAGCUGCUCUUCAAGUGGUGCUCGGGAAUCAGACAGUGAUGGAAUCCGUCUUGCGCACUGUCCUGAUAGAAGUUGAGGGCAUCAUUAAUUCAAAGCCACUCGGAUACAUCUCUUCAGACGUCGCCGAUCCUGACCCUGUAACCCCGAAUCUGUUAUUGAUGGGCCGAAAAGAUGCUUCACUUCCUCAGGCAGUCUACUCUCCAAGUGAUCUCUGCAGACGGCGCUGGCGCCACAGCCAAAUUCUGGCAGACCAUUUCUGGUCUAAUUUCAUCCGUCAUCAUCUGCCAGAUCUUCAGAAACUUCAGAAAUGGCAAGCAGAAACUGACAACCUAACCACUGACCAGGUGGUAAUGGUAGUGGAUCCUCAGUUGCCACGAGCCAUGUGGCUUAUAAGGCCGAGUGACUAACACCUUCCCUGGUGAAGAUGGACGCAUUCGUGCAGCAGAAGUACAGGUGAAGGGUCGGACAUACAUCCGGCCAGUUGCGCGGCUGGUGAGGCUACCAGUAUGGACUGAUGAUGACGACACGUCAUGCUGAAGGAGCUUAAAGACUUUCCUUUAUACAUUCAAAUUUAGUUCUAAAUUUGGGGGCGGCUUUGUAGGAAAGUCUUAUUGAUUAUAUUUCAGUUAAUUUAGUGAGGUGUAGUUCAUAGACGCCCACUAGAUGGCGCCAAAGCCCCACAGUAAUUGUUAUUUUCUAAGUGUUAGUUUGUGUUUUGUCCCUUGCGAGCUCCUGUAGUUCCCUCGUGCAGUCUACCGAGCUGGAAGCAGCUGCACUGUGUGUUUGGUGGCAAAUACUCUUUAAAUUCACCAUUUGUGUGCGUCAAUUUGACCAAACCACACAUAUACCAUACACUUACGCUCCACAGACACACACCUAUGAUCACAACACUAUCUUGUACUGAGCUGAUGUCCCAGUGCUGUGUACUCAACACUAAAUUGGCUAUUAAAGAUCUGUUGAAUGAA
This is a messenger RNA of Astyanax mexicanus (Mexican tetra), 2253 nucleotides long. RefSeq lists its product as uncharacterized. The record is from RefSeq and is a predicted model, not a curated record. Lineage: Eukaryota; Metazoa; Chordata; Actinopteri; Characiformes; Acestrorhamphidae. Gene Ontology annotation, biological process: DNA integration. The transcript is spliced from 2 exons. Gene Ontology annotation, molecular function: nucleic acid binding. The coding region runs from base 19 to 1695 and encodes 558 amino acids.